GCGGAGCUCCGCAUCCAGCCCGCGCCGCCGCCAACUUCUCUGGAUGGGACCAGAAGUUUCUAGCCGGCCAGUUGCUCCCUCCCUUUAUCUCCUCCUUCCCCUUUGGCAGCGAGGAGGCUAUUUCCAGACACUUCCAGCCCUCUCCGGCCACGUCACCCCCUCCUUUAAUUCAUAAAGGUGCCCGGCGCCGGCUCCCCGGACGCGUCGGCGGCCUGCAAGCUCCUCGCUCCGGCCGCGGCCAGCCAGCCCCCCUGGGCGCCCGCCAGCCCGACCGCCGCGCAGCCCCCCGGCCCGACCCCGACCCCGACCCAGCAUGAGCGCCGCCACCCACUCGCCCGUGGUGCCGAUGGCGUCCGGCAACGGCGACCGCGACCCGCUGCCCCCCGGCUGGGAGAUCAAGAUUGACCCGCAGACCGGCUGGCCCUUCUUCGUGGACCACAACAGCCGCACCACCACGUGGAACGACCCGCGCGUGGCCCCCGACGGGCCCAAGGAGACCCCGGCCUCUGCCAAUGGCCCAUCCCGGGAGGGGGCCCGGCUGCUGCCCACACGGGAGGGCCACGCUGUGUACCCCCAGCUCCGCCCCGGCUACAUUCCCAUCCCCGUCCUCCACGAGGGCGGUGGCGGCGGCCGGCAGCCUCUGCACGCCUUCCCGCAGCCCGGCCCGCAGCGCUUCCGGGCCGAGGCCGCCGCCACGGCCCCGCAGAGGUCCCAGUCGCCGCUGCGCGGUGUGACGGACGCCACCCAGCCUGACAAGCCGAGCGGCCCGGCCCAGCCCCCCGCCUCCCAGGGACCUGAGCGAUCCCAGUCUCCGGCCGCCUCUGACUGCUCCUCGGCGUCGUCCUCGGCCAGCCUGCCGUCGUCGGGCCGGAGCGGCCUGGGCAGCCACCAGCUGCCGCGGGGCUACAUCCCCAUCCCGGUGAUCCACGAGCAGAACCUGUCGCGGCCGGCAGGCCAGCCCUCCUUCCACCAGGCCCAGAAGACGCACUUCCCCGCGCAGCCGGCCGAGUACCAGAGCCACCAGCCCGUGUACCACAAGGUCCAGGGGGACGACUGGGAGCCCCGGCCCCUGCGGGCAGCGUCCCCCUUCCGCCCGUCCCCCAGGGGCGCGGCCAGCCGGGAGGGCUCGCCAGCCAGGAGCAGCACGCCGGUGCCCCCGGCCUCGCCUCUGCGUGUGCACACCGUCGUGGACAAGCCGCAGCCACCUGCGACCCAUCGCGGACCCUCGCCUGUCCCCCAGCCGGAGAGCAAACCGGAAAGCAAGGCCGGCCCGGCCGGACCAGAUCUCCUCCCGGGGCACAUCCCCAUCCAGGUGAUCCGCCAGGAGGCAGAGCCGCAGCCCGCCCCCCAGAAACCCGCGCCCCCCGCAGAGAAGGUGGAGGUGAAGGCGCCCUCGGCCCCGGCCCCGGCCCCGGCCCCAGGGCCCUCGGGCCCCGCUCCCCCUGCACCUUCUGCUCCCCCCAAGAACGUGGUUCCAGAAGAGAGAGCGGCCCCCAGCCCUGCCCCCGCCGAGGCCACCCCCCCCAAGCCUGGCGCCGCCGAGGCCCCCCCUAAGCACCCGGGCGUGCUGAAGGUGGAGGCCAUCCUGGAGAAGGUGCAGAGGCUGGAGCAGGCUGUGGACAGCUUUGAAGGCAAGAAGACGGACAAAAAGUACCUCAUGAUCGAAGAGUACUUGACCAAGGAGCUGCUGGCCCUGGAUUCCGUAGACCCCGAGGGGCGAGCUGACGUCCGCCAGGCCCGGAGAGACGGUGUCCGGAAGGUGCAGACCAUCUUGGAAAAACUGGAACAGAAAGCCAUUGACGUCCCUGGCCAAGUCCAGGUCUAUGAACUCCAGCCGGGCAACCUGGAGCCGGACGCGCCGCUGCAGGAGAUCAUGGGUGCCGCAGCCGCAGACCCGGGUGCCAAGGGCCCCGGAGACGGAGGGGUGCCCCCGGCCGACCCCCCGCAGCCGGAAGCCAAAGAAGAAGCGGCCGCUCCAGAGCCCGCCAGAGACUCGGCUGGUAACCCCGCAGCACCGUAGUUCCGCGCUGCCAUCAGAUUUCCCCGGAAAACGGGCCGGCCGUGUGCUUUAGGGAGUGGAAGUUGCAUGCAUUUCAGAGACUUGAGACCGGUUGGUUUUUACUACUUCAUAGGCGCUAGGUCUGCAGUUACUUGGGUAGAGGCAAAAGGCACUAAUAAAGGAAAGGACAAGAGGAGGAGAACGCUUUUCUUCUGUACUCUUAACUCUGUGCAAUAAAGAAGUUUCCUGUUUGAGA
Molecule: messenger RNA, 2255 nt
Organism: Sorex araneus (European shrew)
Lineage: Eukaryota; Metazoa; Chordata; Mammalia; Eulipotyphla; Soricidae
Gene: BAG3
Product: BAG cochaperone 3
Exons: 4
Coding region: 314-2020 (568 amino acids)
Biological process (GO): muscle cell cellular homeostasis; protein stabilization; negative regulation of striated muscle cell apoptotic process
Cellular component (GO): cytosol; nucleus; cytoplasm
Molecular function (GO): protein-folding chaperone binding; adenyl-nucleotide exchange factor activity
Source: RefSeq, a predicted model, not a curated record